AAUAGCUGCAUCACAUUCAAGAUGUCGGCGGUGUCAGUGUAUCCCAUGUGUGUCCGGGCGAGCCGGGGCCUCUUCAGACUGCGACAGAGCGCCAGCAGCAGCUCAACCCACGCGGUGCUGGAUGUUGUCAGGGCACUUUCGGCUGACACCACCAGUAGUAGUGCCACAGGAGGACUGGCCCAGGCGAUACUACAAGAAAGGCUUCAGCAACAGCAGAAAAUGGGCCAGCCUCCACCAGAGGGCGAUGAUUCUGGUCAGAAGAAAGAUGAACAGGGUGAGGACAAGAAACAGAAAGAGAACACAGCAUACGCUAAGAAGGUGGUCCUUCGGUUAGCAGGGAUAAUGGGACUUGGAAGUACGGUUGGCAUUGUAUACUUAUUUGGUAGCAGUUCUGUGGAUGAACAAGGAAAUAAGAUUCCAGAUGAGUUUGAUAAUGAUGUUCCAGUCAUUCAGCAGCUCAGAAGAACCUUCAAAUACUUCAAAGAUUAUAGACAGAUGAUCAUUGAGCCAACAAGCCCAAAACUUCUCCCAGACCCUCUGCGAGAACCCUAUUAUCAGCCUCCUUACACUCUAGUGCUGGAGCUGACCGAUGUCCUCCUGCAUCCAGAGUGGUCGUUGGCCACAGGCUGGCGUUUUAAGAAGAGGCCUGGCAUAGACUACCUGUUCCAGCAACUGGCCCCGCUCUAUGAGAUAGUCAUCUUCACAUCAGAGACAGGCAUGACGGCGUAUCCUUUGAUUGACAGCAUAGACCCUCAAGGAUUUGUGAUGUACCGACUCUUUAGGGAUGCCACACGCUACAUGGAUGGCCACCAUGUUAAGGACGUGUCUUGUUUGAACAGAGACACCUCUAAAGUCAUUGUCGUGGACUGCAAGCGGGAGGCCUUUAAUCUACAGCCUUUCAAUGGCUUGGCAUUACGCAAGUGGGAUGGCAACUCAGAAGACCGCACACUCUAUGACUUGGCUGCCUUCCUGAAAACGAUUGCCAUCAGUGGAGUGGAGGAUGUACGUACCGUGCUGGAGAACUAUGCCCAUGAGGAGGACCCCAUUGAAGCCUUCAAAAGAAGACAAGCACAGCUUGCUCAGGAGGAGGAACAAAGACUUUCGGAGCUUUCUCAGCAGAAGAAGCAGGGCUUUUCAUUAGGUUCCAUUGCAGGUCGUUUCUGGUCCCGAAAGCAGCAGUGAAGACUCGUCCUACUCACACCUACCUUAAACAGUCCAACCUGGUUUAUGACCAGCCAUUGAGAUGAGGGUCACAGACAAACAGGUGGACACAUGGGAGGGAGGGAGGGGGAGAGAGGGAGCAGAAGGGCAUCUAGGGAAAAACCUCCAAUCAGCUGCACUGAAUGGUUUCUACCAUGUAUUAGGGGUUGGGAUAGUAGGAACCCAGCUCCACAAGAUGUUCCAUUCCUGUGUGGGAGAUGGCACUUCUGGACCGCAGACACACCGAUAUGGUGCCCUAAUAUUUGAUCUCACUGAUUACAAAUUGUUUCAAGUGGAGACACAUCUUCAUCCUGGUUGGAUCAGUUCCUGUCACUUCUUGGUUCAAUUAUCUCUGCAGGAGCAAAGAACUGCAUAGUACCACAUCACACUUGGACAUGGAUUCUGAAAUGAGAUGAACUGAUACUGAUAAGAUUUCAUCAUGUAGAUCCUGUUUGAAUCUCUUAACUUAAUGCUGUAGUAGGCAAUAGCCUGAUAUUAGACUUCAAUAAUGUGUGCGCAGCACAUGGUACUUGACUACAAAAGUGAACAUCAACUUGGGGAACCCUCAGUGCUGCCAGUGAGACUGUCUUUGUCAUGGUGGUGCUGUUGCAGUUAGAUGAGGAGAACUUCUUAUCAUGUGAAGGCAAAUAAAGAGCUCAAUCUGGUGCUUUUUCUCUUUAGGUCAGAAAUGGCCCUUCAUGUCUGAAGAUGUGUUCAUGGAAUGUUCUUUGUAUUGCUAUUGAUGUGAACAGUGAACCACCCAGAAUAUCUCCAAUAAAUAAACCAUAACUUCAAAUAA
This is a messenger RNA of Myxocyprinus asiaticus (Chinese sucker), 1999 nucleotides long. Its product is annotated as mitochondrial import inner membrane translocase subunit TIM50. Lineage: Eukaryota; Metazoa; Chordata; Actinopteri; Cypriniformes; Catostomidae. The transcript has 11 exons. The coding region runs from base 22 to 1182 and encodes 386 amino acids. Gene Ontology annotation, molecular function: phosphoprotein phosphatase activity. The record is from RefSeq and is a predicted model, not a curated record.